Molecule: messenger RNA, 1953 nt
Organism: Topomyia yanbarensis
Lineage: Eukaryota; Metazoa; Arthropoda; Insecta; Diptera; Culicidae
Exons: 1
Coding region: 1-1953 (650 amino acids)
Molecular function (GO): nucleic acid binding
Source: RefSeq, a predicted model, not a curated record
AUGGACGAUGUCAUCACAGGAUCAGACGACGUUGAAACGGCGCUGGAAAUGCGAUUUCAACUGGACAAGAUGAUGUCGAGGGGAGGUUUCAAACUAAGAAAAUGGGCUUCCAAUUGCUCCAAGGUGCUGGACGAUAUCUCACCCGAAGAUUUGGCAAUUAGAGAUUCCGAGGAGGUUUCUCUAGAUCCAACGGCUUCCGUAAAAACUCUAGGCCUAACAUGGCUGCCAAAACCCGAUGUGCUAAGGUUCCAAUUCAACAUUCCGGAGUUGGAAGAGGAUACCAAGCUUUCGAAGCGUCAGAUCUUGUCAGUUAUUGCUACAUUAUUUGACCCAUUGGGGUUGCUAGGAGCAGCUAUCACUACGGCAAAAAUAUUUAUGCAGCGUCUGUGGACACUUCAAGAUGAAAAUGGUGGAAAACUGGAAUGGGAUCAGCCACUACCUUCCACGGUGGGUGAGGUUUGGAAGAAGUACCAUGCUCAACUACCAUUAUUCAACACGAUUAGUAUCGAACGCUGCGUGAUCAUACCAAGAGCAAUAUCGGUUGAAAUACACUGCUUUUCUGACGCUUCAGAGAAGGCUUUUGGAGCAUGCCUGUAUCUGCGGAGCCAGAACUCAAGCAAGAAAGUUUUGGUACGGCUUCUCACUUCAAAAUCGAAGGUUUCCCCGCUCAAAUGCCAAACUAUCCCACGGCUAGAGCUAUGCGGUGCACUCUUAGCAGCUCAGCUUUACGAAAAGGUACAAGAUUCCAUCAAAAUGAAGCUAAAAACCUACUUCUGGACGGAUUCCACGUGUGUACUACGUUGGCUUCGAGCCACUCCAACAACAUGGGUCACCUACGUUGCCAAUCGUGUAGCAAAAAUACAAUCCAUCACCGAAGGAUGCUUCUGGGGACACGUGCCUGGAGUCGAAAAUCCAGCAGACCUGAUUUCCAGGGGAAUAUCGCCAGAAGACAUCUUGGAAAAUAAUUUCUGGUGGAAUGGACCGAAUUGGUUGGAAGCGGACCCGACAAGAUAUCCAAAACAACCGGAGAACUCAGCCGAAAUCGGAGAAGAAGAAAGACGACACACUAUCGUGGCGAAUUCUGCUGCAUCACUGGCCGCGUUCAACGAGGACUACUUUAAACGGUUUGCAUCUUACACCGACGUGAUUCACCGGACUGCGUAUUGGCUGCGGUUGAUUAAGCUUCUUCGUAAACCCAGGCACGAGCGAAGGGAUGGUUCCUUCCUCUCUACCGCUGAACUUCGAGAAGCAGAAUACACGCUAAUCAGACGAGUACAAGAGGAAAUGUUCGCCGAAGAGUGGAAGGCGUUGCGGAAAGGCCAGCAUAUGCCAGCGAAAUCUCCGUUACGAUGGUAUAACCCAUAUUUAUCCAAGGACGGAAUUAUCAGAGUAGGUGGUCGAAUCAGCAAAUCCGAAGAAGCUGACGAUGCCAAACAUCCAAUUCCUUUACCCGCUCGUCAUGUUUUCACUCGUAUGCUAUUGAAGCAUUACCACGAGCGCCUUCUACACGCAGGUCCCCAGCUUCUAUUGGGUACGGUAAGGUUGCGUUAUUGGCCUUUAGGAGGGAGAGACGUCGUUAGACAGAUCGUCCACAAAUGUCUACGAUGUUUUCGUGCUAAGCCAACCAGAAUUCAGCAAUUCAUGGGGGAGCUGCCAGCAUCCAGAGUUACAGUAUCACGUCCAUUCUCCCGAGCUGGCGUCGAUUAUUUCGGUCCAGUUUAUCUUCGACCAGCACUGCGACGGCCCGCUGUGAAAGCCUAUGUCGCGCUUUUCAUUUGCCUGUGUACCAAGGCCGUUCAUCUAGAGCUUGUUUCGGAUUUGUCAACUGAUCGGUUCCUUCAAGCUUUACGACGAUUUGUCGCGAGACGAGGGAAAUGUACCGACAUAUUUUCGGAUAACGGCACUAACUUCGUCGGGGCUAGGAACAAUUGCGAGAGUUCCUUAUGCUAUUAA